This is a messenger RNA of Esox lucius (northern pike), 7692 nucleotides long. RefSeq names its product early endosome antigen 1 (gene eea1). Bases 125 to 4327 code for a protein of 1400 amino acids. Gene Ontology annotation, cellular component: early endosome. Gene Ontology annotation, biological process: endocytosis. Lineage: Eukaryota; Metazoa; Chordata; Actinopteri; Esociformes; Esocidae. The record is from RefSeq and is a predicted model, not a curated record. The transcript has 30 exons. Gene Ontology annotation, molecular function: 1-phosphatidylinositol binding; metal ion binding.
UCACCGCUGCUGAAGCUGUACCAAGCGGUGGGCUUGGUCAGGUGUUCCCAGAACCAAUAACGGCAUAAAUUUAUCUUGGAAAAUCGAUCGUAUUUAUUUUGACAGACAAAUAUAAAUCGAUAACAUGCUUCGAAGGAUACUUCAAAUGACUCCUGGGAAAGGAGGCUCCCAGAACACGGAGUCCGACCAGCCCACAGCGGACCUCAACAAUGACCAGACCUCUGAGGGGUUCAUCUGUCCGCAGUGCAUGAAGUCCCACAACUCCGCCGAGGAGCUGUUUAAACACUACGAACUGUAUCACGAUUCAGGAGAACAGCUGUCCAACCCGGCCCCUGGACGGGAAGACUUAAUGCUUCUCCGGCAAGAGUUGCAAGAACUGCAGACCUCCCUCAAGGAGGAGCGAUGGUUCUCUGGCGAGCUAAAGAAGGAGUUGGAUAAAGUGCAAGGACACCUGAAGCAAGCUCCACAGAAUGAGGGUCAGGCAGGCUCAGACGAUUCUGCCCUGGCGAUGAAGCUGAAUGAGGCGGAGACAGAGAAGUUCAACAUCAAGCAGAUGAAAGACUUGUUUGAGCAGAAAGCUGCCCAGCUGGCCACAGAGAUAGUGGACAUCAAGUCUCGUUAUGAUGAAGAGAAGAGCUUGCGGGAGGCUGCAGACCUGAGGUUAUCCAACCUUGCCCUGGAGCUGCAGGCAGAAAGGCAGGAGAAGGACAGGCUCUACACAGAACUGCUGCAGCGGCCGGGAGUGGAGGACGUGGAGGUUCUGCAGAAGGAGUUGGUCCAGGUUCAGACGCUGAUGGACAACAUGACACGCGAGAGGGAGGAGGAGUCGGAACGCCUAAAGAGCCAAUUCAGGCAGCUGCAGGCGGACCACACCACCUCAGAGAUCUGUAAACUGGAGAUGACCAUCUCCCAGCUGAAAGCGGAGCUGGAGAAGGGACCUCAGGAGGCAGCCGUGUACACCCAGCAGAUCCACCAACUCCAAAGCUCUGUCAACAACCUGCAGCAACAAAAUCAGAUGCUGUCAGAGAAACUGGGGCUCAAGGAGAAGGAUUUCCAGGAGCUGGAGGAGCGCCUGGGGACCCAGCAGGCCUCCAUGAAGUCCACCCAGGCCAGCCUUCACCAGAGAGAGCUGGAGGUCCAGGACCUCCAAGCCCGCGUGGCCGGUACGGAGGCAAGCCUCCAGAGAGCCCAGGCGGAGCGUGAGGAGGAGGCCAGGAGGCUCCGCAGGGAGCUGGCAGAACUGGAGACCAAGCACGGGGAGGUGAAGGCAGAGAGGAAGCAGCUGCAGCAGCAGAGGGAGGAGAGGGAGAGCCAGGGCCUGGCACAGCAGAGUGAGAUCAGCCAGCUGCAUGCCAAGCUGCUGGAGGCAGAGAGACAGCUGGGGGAGGUGCAGGGUCGUCUGAAGGAGCAGAGGCAGCUCUCUGGGGAGAAGCUGAAGGACCGUGAGCAGCAGGCUGCUGACUUACAGAUCAAACUAUCUCGCUUAGAAGAACAGUUGAAGGAGAACGGCAGUAAGACUUUAGACCUGCAGCACCAGCUGGAGAAGGCCAAGCAGCAGCACCAGGAGCUCCAGGGCCUGCAGCAGAACACCAACACCAAGCUCCGAGAGGCGCAGAAUGAUCUGGAGCAGGUGCUGCGUCAGAUCGGGGACAAGGACCAGAAGAUCCAGAACCUUGAGGCCCUGCUGCAGAAGAGCAAGGACAGCGUGAGCCAACUGGAGGCCGAGAGGGAGGACUUGGUGGCCAAGAUCCAGGCCGGUGAGGGAGAGACUGCUGUCCUCAACCAGCUACAGGAGAAGAACCACACGUUACAGACCCAGGUUACAGACUUGACAGACAAACUAAAAAACCAGUCAGAGAGCCACAAACAAGCCCAGGACAACCUCCACAAGCAGGUGCAGGAGCAAAAGACCCUCCUGCGGACCGCCCAGGACCGGGCCCAAGCUGUGGAGACCUCUCUGGCGGAGCUCACCACCCAGCUGACCGAGAGCAGGGAGAAAGUGUCCCAGCUGGACGCACAGCUGAAGGCUAAGACUGAGAUGUUGCUUUCGGCCGAGGCAGCUAAGGCAGCCCAGAGAGUCGACCUCGAGAACCACCUGGAAACGGCCCAGCAUGCACUGCAGGACAAGCAACAGGAGCUGAGUAAGAGCCAGGCGUGUGUGGAGGAGCAGAGCCGGAGGCUGCAGGAGAAACAGGAGCAGUGUUACCAGCUGGAUGCUAGUGUGAAAGAGGUCAAGGACAAACUACUGACCUCAGAACAGUGCAUAGAGCAGCUGGAGGCACGGGUCAAGGAAGCGGAGGCUGAGGUGGUGGAGCUGAGGGCUGCCAGGGAGCAGGCCCAGCGGGAUGUGCAGGAACUCCAGAAGCAGGGAUCCGAGUUCAAGGCCAAGUGUUUGGAGCUGGCUCGUCUAUUGGAGACUGAGAAGGCUGGGACUGCUGUGUUACAGGAGGAGCUUAAGAGAAAGACUGCCUCACUGAGCGAGACACGGCAACAGCUGGAGCUCUUAGGGCAGGAGAAGACUUCUCUCCAGGCCAACAUGGACAGGCUAUCCCAGGAGGGGCAGAAGCGGCACGCAGAGCUGGAAAGGAAGGCCCAGGGAUUUGCUGGGGACCUCCAGAAGGCCCAGCUGGAGAAGGAGGCCCUGGGGAAACAGCUGGUGGUGGUCAAGGACAGCCUGCAGAAGGCCUCCAGUGCCCUGUUGGAGAGUCAGACCCAACUGGACAAGGAGAAGAAGAACAGCAAGGCUGUUCUGGAGGAGAAGGAGAAGACUCAUGAGAAGGCCAGACAGGACCUGCUGAAGGUCACUCAGGACACCACCAAGGAGAUGACUGAGGUUAAAGGGCAGCUGGAGAAGAUGAAAGAGGCAGAGAAGGGGCUGAAGAUGCAGAUUACUGUAUUAACAGAGCAGCACACCAAGGCCAAGGAGGCCCUGAAAGAGAAGGAGAUGGCAUUGCAGGGGCUGCAGGCACAGCUAAACUCUGCCCAGGGCUCCUUCAGCAAAGAAAAGAAGCAGCUGGAGAGCCAAAUGGCUGAGCUUCAAGGAGCCCAUGACAAGAAGGCUGAGGAGGAGCGGGGUUUGAGGGAGCGGCUAUCAGGCUUAAGCCAGGAGUUGAAAGCUGAGAGGACCAGGACCGCGGAGCUCCAGAAGGUCCUGGAACAGAGCCAGGAGGCCAAGGCCAAGCUGCAGUCGGACUUCUACGGCAAGGAGUCUGAGGUGUCCUCCCUCAGACAGGACCUCCAGGUGUCUGAAGAGAAACUGACCCUGUCCCAGGAAGAGUUGGCUGCUAACUGGACCCAGCUGACUGGCCUGGAAGGGCAGUUACAGGAGGUGAAGGCUGCCCGGUCCUCCCUGGAGCAGGAGCUGGCCAAACGCGACCAGAGGCUGGUCCAGCAAGAGACAGCCCUCAAAGAGCAGCAAAAACAACAGGGUGUGACCCAAGCUGAGCUGCUGAAGGAGAGGAGCAGAGUGGAGGAGCUGAGCCAGUCUAAAGCUGCCCUGGAGAAGGACGCAGCCAGACUGGGCUCGGAGCUGAAGGCUCUCGGAGAGAGGAGUGAGAAGGAGAUACGGGAGUUGCGGGAGGCCAAGCAGCUGUUGAUCCAGCAGAAGCUGGAGGUGCAGGGCCGGGUGGAGAAAGCACAGGCAGACCUGGAGCAGGAGAAGACCCAGCACCAGGCCCACAUGGACACUUUUCUCCAGAAAGAGGAGAAGCUCCAGGCGGAGAGGCAGGAGGUCCAGGACCAACUGGCAUCAGAGCGGGCAGCCUGGCGGGAGCAGGCCAAGCAGAGAGAAGAAGCGGAGGCCAGGUUGGGCCUGCAGGUCACGGCGCUCAAUGAGAACGUGGCCACGCUGAAGAGGGAGUGGCAGGGGAGCCAGCGGCGUUGUGGUGAGCUGGAGAAGCAGACUGACGAGCUGCGCGGUGAGAUCGCUGUGCUGGAGGCCACCGUGCAGAACAACCAGGACGAGAGGCGAGCGCUGCUCGAGAGGUGUGUGAAAGGUGAGGGGGAGAUGGAAAAACUGCAGGCCAAAAUAGUGGAGAUGCGGAGGAAACUUGACGAUACCACUGCCGCCAUGCAGGAGCUGGGCAGAGAGAACCAGUCACUACAGAUAAAGCAAUCCCAGUCUCUGACCAGGAAGUGGGCGGAGGACCAUGAGGUACAGAACUGCAUGGCCUGUGGAAAGGGCUUCUCUCUUGCCAUCAGGAAGCACCACUGCAGACACUGUGGGAACAUCUUCUGCGCCGAGUGCUCCGCCAAGAACGCCCUCACACCCUCAUCCAAGAAGCCUGUGCGGGUUUGCGAGACAUGCUUUGAAGAUCUCCAAGGCUGAUAUCCCUUUGUCUCUGCCCCCCUCCACCCCCAGUGACUGCGUGUGUCUUUGUUUUCUAUUUGCAUUCUUACAAAAGCACUCUAAGAAACCAACACCUGUCUCUUUCUGUGACUUCAUGGACCUUUGGAACCAAACACACCGACUGAGUCGUAGAGGUGGAGCCUGGUGGUGGGAACGGUGCAGAAGCUGGGGGCCACAGUCGUUGUGGGUGCCGGUGGUGUUAGCCUGGGGGUUAGCUGGCGUCUCCACCACCAAGACCGGGGGGCAUAAUGAAGCACGGGGAGACAUGCCGGAGUUAAGGGCCUUAAUGACACAGGCCAAAUGUGUAUAGUGCCUUCGCCACUUGUGAUGCCAACUGUCUGGGUCGGUCAGGGAACGGUAAUGGGGAGUUACCAGUCGUCUUUACUCCGCAUGUCUAGCUGGCAUCUUUAACUUCUGGUCAGAAGGUGGUUAACAGUAAGUCAUGAUGGAUGGAAAUGGUUUGUGAAGGCAGGUGAAAAACGGGUGUACCGAACCGGUUGAGUUGUUUCAAUGAAAUAAGAUAGUAAGUUGUUGAAUGCUUGAACGUGGUGGUUCUUGUUUUAAAAGUAUUUUGUUCAUGACCAAAGAAUGUCCUAACUGGAGGAGUCUAACCGUCCUUGGUGGUAGGCUAUGAGGUAAAACGGAAAGCCUCUUUAGCGUCAUUUUCAUUCAAUACAUUUUUAAAUAUAACAAAGUAUUAUUUUUUCCGUUGUAACAUUUUACCACAAAUUCAGACAUCCUUGAAGAUGUGGCUGGUAUUCAUAAUGUAUAUCCGAUUUAGUUUUUUGUUUCAGUGCUGCUCAUCUUUUUACAAAAUGUAAUAACAUUUUUUUUCAGCGUCCUAUCUUGAAAACAAGAAAUGUAAACUACUUGGGGUGCUUUAUCUUUUCUUCAUGAGUGCAGACAUGGGGAGAUCCAUGUGGUUCCAUGUGCUGUUUUCGGUCGCCUGUAUCACAGUCAACAUCACGACUGCUGCUAGAGUUGUGCAUGUGCUCUGCUUUGAAGCAAUAAGUGUGUGUUUGUGCGUGCGUGCGUGCGUGCGUGCGUGCGUUUGCGCGCGAUACAUUCUUGUAUUUUCGUGUGAUGGUGUGUGUGAAACUAUAGCAGUGGUUUUCAACGAGUGGUCUGGGUGGUACUACGGGUAGUCUGCUCAUUUUUAUUAAUAAGUGAUAUCCAAAACAUUUACAUCUUCCAAAUAUAAUGACAGUUGGUAAUAUUGGUAGUACAAGCAAUUUUACAAAUCCCAAUGUUUUUAUAAUAAUAAUUGGUCUUGAAAUCAAUACCACAUUGAAAUGCCAGGAUAUUUCAUGUUAAGUUCUGAAUGGUUGUAAUCGUUUUGGUGCUCUUUGGAACAAGGAAGUUGGAGAACCACUGCUCUGUGGUGUGCAUUGUAGCAGUUGAACCGUUCUCUGAUGCUUUGUGCGUGGUAUUGUUGAUUUUACAGCUUAUCAAAUGGAACUGAUAUGAUUCUACCCUUCCUAAAAAGAUUGCAGUUUAGAGUACAGUAUAACUGCUCUUCAAGAAGUAUGCAAUUACUGUGUCCAAAAUGGCACAGUGAACUGCAUUUACUGCCACAGUCAACUGAAGUUUUUUAAGGGAAACUAUUUAAGUGUUUUGUCUUGCUGAUAUGCCCUUAAUACUAAUUGAACUACUCCUGCUCUGUGUAGUUAAUCUGUAGAAAACAGUACAGGCUUGCAGUCAUGCUUUUCUAAGUGACUUGUUUGUGAGACUUGGUUGCUUCUGUCUUUUGGGUUUAUAUCUGGCUAGCUGUUUGGCUAACUGUUGGUUAGCCAAACAGCUAGCUCCGGGGUGUCAAACUAAUUUUGUCCCAGGGGCCGCAUUUGGCUGUAAACGAGGUCUGGCGGAGGUGGGCAAGGGCCUCGCAGUCCAAAUAAAAAUAGUCCUCUGUCUAUAUUUUGGGUAAUUGUUUAUGCUCUUUGUCUGGCUUUUGUUUGUGUUAUUUAUAAGUGAGCUGAACACAGUAAAAAAAAAAAAAAAGUUAAAAAAAAUAACAAUGUAGGUUGAUUAUCAUGUCCAAAGGUUUUAUUUGUUUUUAGUCAUUUUAAACUAUAGUUUGUUUCUCUCACAUGCCAUAUGUUUGACACCAGUGGUCUAACUAGCCUUGUGGACACCCUUUACGCUCUAUACCAGUCCUUCCUCUACUCGGGGUUACAAAGCAUGUGGCUUUGUACCCGGUCACUCUGAUCAAGUAUAAUUGUAUUACAAUCCAUCUCUGCAUUACAUUGAUUUUGUUUUGUCUACCUCAGAUUUGGCACAGACAUGUAUAAAUAGCACUAUGGUUAGCCUACAAUAUCAAAGGAUUUAUUUUUUUCCUCCUUCGCUGCUAAGUCCAAUCAAGUUCCCCAGUUUAGGAUGGAUUUCUGUAAGUGCUGUCACAAGGCCAACAGUCUUGAGGUCUAGGCUGGGUCAUAUUCUGGGUUCAGAGCCCCCACCUCAGAUAUUGUUGGUGAGCAACUCAACGUGCCAUAGAGGGGUAAUUCCCUGAGAAAGCCCAUUUAUUUCACCCCUACAGAUGAGCAGUGGUCCUGGAGGAGAACCAAGUUGAGCACAGGCUUUUACCCCCAGCGCAAACACUUGUUUGAUACCAACAGCCGAUCAAGACUUUCACUAGUUUGAACAGUGCUCGGCCUAUCGUAGGGUCUACCGUCUUGCUAUACGUCAUUAUUACUUACUAAUAUCCAGUUGUAAUUAUCUUUGUAAUUGUUUUUUAUUUUCAUAUGGAAUUAAAAGAGGAAAUAUGAGUAACACUUGUAGGAAACGUCAACACAUGCAAUGGGAAGAACAUCCUUAAUUGUCUGAUUGAUUUUAGGGAUUGGCACUACUACACUAAUUAUUCCAUGGCUUGUUUCAUGUGGAGGUCAGUUGUCGUCAUGCAUGAUGAAGCGAUUGGCUUUAUACUUUAUUCUUCCUCCACUUUUGGAGGAUAUCACGACCCGUUCCUACUUUGAAAUGUCUUUCCUCAUUUCCAUGUAAGCACAGAUCUAUAAGUGGCUGAAUGAGUAAAAUCUGUUAUCAACCUUAUCACUCAUAAAUCCAACCAAGUAAGAUCUUUAACUGGUGGAAGGUAUGAUGGAAGGUUGCAAUUCAAGAGUAUUGUGACAGGGCUCAUAAGUUGUGUGCGCACGCCUUAAGGUAUUGUUUGUCCGCCACUUUGUCACAGUUGGGAACCAUGUACUGACUGUCACUGACGGCCUGACCUGGCAGGAGAGCAUUGUAUGUCUGUAAUUAAAGAAGAAAAAAAUAAUGUGAUGUAUGUCCAGAUGAACCAUUAUCUAAUUUUCCAUAAUGACUAAGAGUAAAUAAAACUAAGUGUUUCUAUUUUC